UCCGCUUCCGGCCGCUCCCGGCGUGCCCCGCGCCCCGGUUCCGCUUCCGGCCGGUCCCGCAGGAGGGCAUGGCGGAGCUGCCCGCGGGCGCUGAGGCCAGGACGAAGGCAAGAGAGAAACAGAGGAACAAAAAGAAAGCGACGCCAGUUGAUGAGUCUGAGCUUCUCACUGUGCCAGAUGGAUGGAAAGAGCCACCCUUCACCAGAGAAGAUAAUCCCAAAGGGCUGCUGGAGGAAAGCAGCUUUGCCACUCUGUUUCCCAAGUACCGAGAGGCAUACCUGAAGGAGUGCUGGCCGCUGGUCCAGAGGGCCUUGGCUGAACACUAUGUGACCGCAGCGCUGGAUCUGAUUGAGGGAAGCAUGACUGUCACUACUACGAAGAAGACUUUUGACCCCUAUGCAAUCAUCAGGGCCAGGGAUUUGAUAAAACUUCUGGCAAGGAGUGUUCCAUUUGAACAGGCAGUUCGUAUCCUCCAAGAUGACGUCGCCUGUGACAUCAUUAAAAUAGGCUCUCUGGUGAGGAAGAAAGAGACUUUUAUCAAAAGAAGAGGACGACUUCUUGGGCCAAAGGGGUCUACUCUGAAGGCCCUGGAGCUGUUAACAAACUGUUACAUCAUGGUGCAAGGCAACACUGUUUCAGCUCUGGGACCCUUCAGUGGGCUAAAAGAGGUCAGAAAAGUUGUGCUGGACACGAUGAAGAACAUACAUCCCAUAUAUAACAUUAAGACUUUGAUGAUCAAAAGAGAAUUGUCCAAAGACCCCGAGCUGCGGUGCCAGAGCUGGGAGCGGUUCCUGCCCAGGUUCAAGCGGAAGAACCUGAAGAAGCGCAAGGAGCCCAAGAAGAAGAAGGCCAAGAAGGAGUACACUCCCUUCCCCCCGCCGCAGCCCGACAGCCAGGUCGAUAAGGAGCUGGCCAGUGGGGAGUACUUCCUGAAGGAGAGGCAGAGGAAGCGGAAGCGCAUGGAGGAGAUAAAGGCAAAGCAAGCAGAUGCAGUCAAGAAAAGGCAAGAAGAACGAAAUAAAGCUUUUAUCCCACCCAAGGAAAAGCCAGCUGUGAAAACAAAGAAAGCCUCCACUGAGAAGAAAAUUGAUGUUGAAGCCAUCAAGGUAAAGGUAAAAAAUGCAAAGAAGAAGAAGUUGGGAGCACUUCCUGUGGAAGAGGUCAAGCUAAAAAUGGCAGCAGAUGAAAAGAAGAAGAAAAAGAAGUAACUCAGCUCCUGUGGUGCUCCUACCUUAAUGAACAUUGUCACACUUGGAAGAUUAGAGCCGCGUUGCUGUCAGUGUAACCUGGGCAAGAAGAGACUGGGCAGAAGGAUCAUUCUCUUUCAUAAAUAUGGGUUCCUUAGUAGACUAAAGCAGCUGAGCAGAAUUUCCAAGGCUGGUGAGGAAAAUGCAGUGUGGUGGUGUUUGAAUGAGUGAGAGAGUGUGUUGGGAUGACAUCCACCCACCCGUGGAGAGGCUUCUGAAGAGAAGCAUUUGGGAGUGUGACACAGGAUGUCGAGACGCGAGGGCCAGAGAACCCCAUGGGAUUUUAAGGCAAUUCUGCUGUGAAAGCCUGGCAGAUAGACACAGCCUCAGCUAGCAACAGGGCAGGAUCUACUGCUGCAUUGUGCUCCUGUUCCUCUAAACGCUGAUGCUUUGUGUGCUUUGGUGUCAAUAAACUAUUUUGAUACAUUGUUUUCAAA
Molecule: messenger RNA, 1684 nt
Organism: Pogoniulus pusillus (Red-fronted tinkerbird)
Lineage: Eukaryota; Metazoa; Chordata; Aves; Piciformes; Lybiidae
Gene: KRR1
Product: KRR1 small subunit processome component homolog
Exons: 10
Coding region: 69-1208 (379 amino acids)
Cellular component (GO): nucleolus; small-subunit processome
Molecular function (GO): RNA binding
Source: RefSeq, a predicted model, not a curated record